AUGACUAUUGCCAACGCUAUGCGUAGACAGUUUUCUACAACACGUAAUGUCGCUAAGAAAUUGAAUAAAUAUUCAUACCAGAUCACUGAACCAAAGGAUCAAGGUGCAUCUCAAGCCAUGUUGUACGCAACGGGUUUUAAGAAAGACGAUUUUGCUAAGGGCCAAGUCGGUGUCGGUUCCUGUUGGUGGUCCGGUAACCCAUGUAACAUGCAUUUAAUGGAUUUAAAUAAUAGAUGUUCUGCAUCUGUUGAUAAAGCUGGUUUGAAAGCUAUGCAAUUUAAUACCAUUGGUGUUUCUGAUGGUAUCUCUAUGGGUACUAAAGGUAUGAGAUAUUCUCUACAAAGUAGAGAAAUUAUCGCCGAUUCCUUUGAAACCAUUAUGAUGGCUCAACAUUAUGAUGCUAAUAUUGCUAUUCCAUCAUGUGACAAAAACAUGCCAGGUGUAAUGAUGGCAAUGGGUAGACAUAACAGACCUUCCAUCAUGGUUUAUGGUGGUACCAUUCUACCAGGUCAUCCAACUUGUGGUUCUAAGAAGAUUCCAGAAAAGAUUGAUUUAGUCUCUGCUUUCCAAUCUUAUGGUCAAUUCAUCGCUAAGGAUAUAACUGAAAAUGAAAGAGAAGAUAUUGUUGAGCAUGCUUGCCCAGGUCCAGGUUCUUGUGGUGGUAUGUACACCGCAAACACCAUGGGUUCUGCUGCAGAAGUUUUAGGUAUCACUUUACCAAACUCUUCAUCCUUCCCAGCUGUCUCUAAGGAAAAAUUAGCUGAAUGUGAUAGCAUUGGUGAAGCUAUUAAGAAGACUAUGGAAUUAAAUAUUCUUCCAUCUGAUAUUUUUACUAAGGAAGCCUUUGAAAAUGCUAUUACUUACGCUAUUGCCACUGGUGGUUCCACUAAUGCAGUCCUUCAUUUGAUUGCUAUUGCUCAUUCUCACAACAUUAAAUUGUCUCCAAGUGAUUUCCAAAGAAUCAGUGAUAAGACUCCAUUAUUAGGUGACUUCAAACCAUCUGGUAAAUACGUUAUGGCUGAUCUAUUAUCUGUUGGUGGUACUCAAUCUGUUAUCAAGUACCUAUAUGACAACGGUUUCAUGCAUGGUAACGCAUUGACUGUCACUGGUGAAACUCUAGCCGAACGUGCCGCCAAGGCUCCUGGCUUACCUGAUGGUCAAGAUAUUAUCAGAUCCGUCAAUAAUCCAAUUAAGUCAAGUGGACAUUUGCAAAUCUUAACUGGUUCUCUUGCCCCAGGCGGUUCUGUUGGUAAGAUUACCGGUAAAGAAGGUACUUUCUUUGAAGGUAAAGCUAGAGUCUUCGAAGAAGAAGCUGGUUUCAUUCAUGCUCUAGAAAGGGGUGAAAUCAAGAAGGGUGAAAAGACUGUUGUCAUCAUCAGAUAUGAGGGUCCAAAGGGUGGUCCAGGUAUGCCAGAAAUGUUGAAACCUUCUUCUGCUCUAAUGGGUUACGGUCUUGGUAAGGAUGUUGCUUUGUUGACAGAUGGUAGAUUCUCUGGUGGUUCUCAUGGUUUCUUAAUUGGUCACAUUGUACCAGAAGCUGCUGAAGGUGGUCCAAUUGCCCUUGUCAAGGAUGGUGAUCAAAUUAGAAUCGAUGCUGACAACAACAGAAUCGAUCUUCUAGUUGGUGAAGCUGAGCUGGCUCAACGUAAGUCUCAAUGGACACCUCCUGCUCCACGUUACAACAGAGGUACUUUAUCCAAGUACAGAAAGCUUGUCAGUGAUGCUUCUCACGGUUGUAUCACCGAUGCUUGA
This is a messenger RNA of Maudiozyma saulgeensis, 1752 nucleotides long. Lineage: Eukaryota; Fungi; Ascomycota; Saccharomycetes; Saccharomycetales; Saccharomycetaceae. The record is from the annotation of a GenBank genome assembly.